UCAUUAUAUCAACCACAAAUCUCCACUCUCAUUUUUUUCAACAUAUUUUUUCCUCUCAAGCAAGAUAUAAUAUGGAGUUGUUCAUUAAUUGGGAAAAUGAUGCUAAUAACCUCGUCGACGACAUCGAGUGGAUACAAAUUCAUGGCACGGGCUGGGCGUAUUCUCUUAGGCGGCACAUGAAUGCGGCAUGUAGAAUUGCGAACUUAAUUGGUGCAGAAUCCCUCUCUGUGGACUACUUGGUCAACUACAUGAGAAUGACUUCAGGGCUUACAAUCACCUUGGGUCUUCCUUCCCUUCAUUCGGUUAGGCCCUUCCUGAUCUGGGAGGGUAUGGUCCUGGAUGAUGAUUAUCAAAUGUUGUUUGCUCAAUUUAUGAGGAUCCCGGAACUCCCACUUCCGAGGGGAAUUCGUCGUUUCGUAGUUACGGACAUGAUAAUUCAUUCUCUAGAUCACUAUCAUUCCCCUAUUACAGAGGGGAAUCCGUCGUUUCGUAGUUACGGACAUAAUAAUCAAGACUUUGAACAAGCAUUCAUCAAUGCAAUGAAUCGUUCCCCUAUUACAGCGGCAAUCCCAACCUACCCAUCGAUACUUUCGUUCUUAGCAAACGCCCCUGAAAAUAAUAUUUACGCUCCGACGCUCCUAGAACUUCUUUUUGAUGAUUACCCAAAUCUGCAUGUUAUGUUCGCUACUGGAAGAGGCGUUUAUCAAGGAGUUCCUUUUGUCAGGUUUCGAGACAGUUCUGGGUUAAUCAACGGUGGCUUCAUGAAUGUUGAAUUGGGUCAAGGAAUCAUCGUUCAGUUUGUCGAGCUGAUUGGAGCAUAUGUCUUUAUUUGAUCGGUGCCGAAAUGAUCUAGAGCCUGCUAUGGCGAUGCCCCUAUCUCUACCCCCUAUUUAUAUAACAGAUUUCUAUUACUUUACUUUUGCUGUUUCAUAACUUAUCAACAUCUUUCGGUACGCGUUUAAUUGUUUCGGUAAUUGGAUAUUUGUAGUGAUGACCUUUUGUGCUGAAAACUAUUUACAUGAACAACAUAUAUAAUAAGAGAAACCAA
This is a messenger RNA of Brassica napus (rape), 1048 nucleotides long. RefSeq lists its product as uncharacterized. The transcript has 4 exons. The record is from RefSeq and is a predicted model, not a curated record. The coding region runs from base 72 to 833 and encodes 253 amino acids. Lineage: Eukaryota; Viridiplantae; Streptophyta; Magnoliopsida; Brassicales; Brassicaceae.